This is a messenger RNA of Staurois parvus, 514 nucleotides long. Lineage: Eukaryota; Metazoa; Chordata; Amphibia; Anura; Ranidae. The record is from the annotation of a GenBank genome assembly.
CAAACAGGUAGUUUUUCUCCUUCACUGAUGUGCGUUGAUGAGGCAGCACUGAUGGGCACUGAUAGGCAGCACUGAUGGGAACUGAUAGGCAGCACUGAAGGGCAGUGAUAGGCAGCACUAAUGAGGUGGCAUGGAUAGGCGGCACUGAUAGGCGGCACUGAUAGGUGGCACUGACUGGCACAACCGCUGGGCACUGACUGGUGGCACUGACUGGCAGCAUUGCUGGACUGCACUAAUGGGCACUGGUGGGUGGCACUGGUGGGCACAGGUGGGUGGGCACAGGUGGGUGGCACUGCUGGGCACAGGUAGGUGGCACUUCUGGGCACAGGUGUGUGGCACUGCUGGGUGGCACUGCUGGGCACUGCUGGGCACAGGUGGGUGCACUGAUGGGCACAUGUGGGUGGAACUGGUGGGUGGCACUGCUGGGCACCGAUCAUCAGGGCACUGAUCAUCACAGUAAUUUCCUCACGCUCUGACAGCGUGAGGAAACGUGUCAUUGGACACGGCUGAUCAC